AGGGAGGAAAGUAGAAACGGAAGUAAGAUUGAUAUCAACAACCUGAGUUACAACCAACUUAGGCAAAACUUUACUGCAGUUAGGACCGAUACAUGUUGUAAGUUAUUAUAUUCGACACGAAUGCCGUAUUAUGGGGGAAGUAUUUUCCCGCCUGUCGCUGAAGUGGUUUGUUUUUGUGCUGAAACUCAGUGGCUAGUUUAGCCAUUUUGGAGCAGCUAAGGUAGCUAACUUUCUGUCAGCGUGAAUUCAUUUUGACAGCCUCAGUAAACAGCAGUCUAAUAUGCGCAGGUUUUGCUCUGUGUUUAGUUUUAACAAGGUUGCAGGUGUGGCCGGACUGUCUGCUCGCUGUCGCUGACACGUCCCGGUAGUUUUGACAGUGCCCCGGUUUGCUCGCAAUGCUCCUGCAGCUGCUCCCACCUGUCAACUAGCUGGCUCCUCUCCUCCUGUCUGCCGUCAAUGGCUCACUGCGGCUCCUCCGAGCCCAUCGCUAAGGUACAGGCACCGCGUCCCGACAGCACCAAGCCGUCACAGGGUACCGUCGACCAGAGCAUGAAGCCGGUGCUGUUCGAGAUCUUCGGCGAGAUAUGGACCGUCCAGUCUCGGCUCGGCCAGGGAGUCUCGGCCUCGGUGUACCGGGUCAGCUCGGGCAGAGCCACCACCGCGGCUGUCAAGGAGUUUCAGGCCGACACUCAGGGAGGAGAUUACGGGUAUCACAAGGAGAGGACCGUGCUGGAAGGCAUCCAGGGACAUAAAAACAUAGUGACACUGUACGGGGUGUUCACCAACCACAGCUGUAUGGGUGUUGCCACCCGUUGCCUUCUGCUGGAGCUCUUGGAUGUCAGUGUGUCUGAUCUGUUGGUGAGAGGCAUCAGUGGUACCCAGAGUGGUCGACCCCAGCAGGGCCACUCCAUGUGGCUUGUCCAGCACUGUGCCAGAGACAUCCUGGAGGCUCUCGCCUUCCUUCACAGGGAAGGCUACGUCCACGCUGACCUCAAGCCACGCAACAUUCUCUGGAGUGCCGAUGACGAGUGCUUCAAGCUCAUCGACUUCGGCCUCAGCUUCAAAGAGGGAAACCAGGAUGUCAAGUACAUCCAGACAGACGGGUAUCGCGCUCCAGAGGCCGAGCUUCAGAACAGCCUCGCUCAGGCUGGGGUGGAGGUGGAGGGGGACUCGGGCUGCACGGCCGCCAUAGACCUGUGGAGCCUUGGCAUCAUCCUGUUGGAGAUGUUCUCAGGAAUCAAACUCAAAGACACCGUCCGCUCACAGGAGUGGAAGGACAACAGUGCUGCCAUUGUCGACCAUCUUUUUGCCAGCAACAGUGUGGUGUGCCCCGCCAUCCCUGUCUAUCACCUCAGAGACCUUAUCAAAAGCAUGCUUCUCAACGACCCAAAGCAAAGAUGCACUGCUGAAACUGCCCUGCUGAGCCCAUUCUUCAGUAUUCCCUUUGCUCCUCACAUUGAGGACCUGGUUCUGCUGCCCACUCCAGUCCUGCGUUUGCUCAACCUGAUAGACGACAGCCAUCUGCACAAUGAAGAAGAGUACGAAGACAUCCUGGAGGACAUGAAAGAGGAGUGCCAGAAGUAUGGCUCUGUGGUUUCUCUGCUCAUCCCCAAGGAGAACCCAGGGAAAGGACAGGUGUUUGUAGAGUAUGCCAACUCCAGCGACUCCAAAGAGGCUCAGAGGCUGCUGACGGGCCGCACCUUUGAUGGGAAGUUUGUCGUGGCCACCUUCUACCCUCUCAGCGCCUAUAAAAGAGGUUACUUGUACCAGACUGUGCAGUGAAGUCCUGAAGUUCAAUUUACACCUCUGCACUGUUUGCAUGGAAAAACACAACUGCAUAAGCCACCACUGGGGAGAGCUCAUUUUCUGCCUUUGAAAAUAACCACCACAGGUCAUGAGUGGCUGCCCUGCAGUUUGAGUUCAGAUGAUUCAGUUAUUAGUAAGUGUAGUUCAAAGUUCUGCAUGUGUGGUUUUCUACGGUCAAUCUUUUUCACGCAGAGUGUAAAUUGAACUCAGCUGUGAGGAAUAAACAGCAACACUUUAUUUCUGCUGCUGCCUCCAGUCUGUGCGCUAGUCUUUAUCAGUGCAUACCCCUCUAGUGCUUCAAGGUGACCUGCACCUAUCUCAUUUAAUGACUCCAGGCCAAAGGUCUGUUGUCUGGGUACAGCAGUUUCUGUUCUAGCUUCCAUUUCACCAUCAUUCAUUUCUAGAAAUUACCACACUGAAAGAAUGAGUAAUUAGGACAAGUUAAAUCUUCUCCGAUGUGGGUUGCUAGAACAAAAGUCUGAGAAUCUGUGCUUCACAUUACAUCUAAAGAGUUUCAUAUCUGUAGACAAAGUGAAACACUUAAUCUCAUCAGUUGAGUCAGGGAUGUGAGAAGAAACAUGUAGCAGGAUAACACUGAUCUCUCAGUAGUAUGAGUGAGAGUUUUAUGUCUGUCAAACCUGAAAUAAUAAUAAAUCUUAGGUUAUUAUUUCUUAAGUUGAACGUUUAAUGAGAGGAAUCAGCGUGGUACAAGGGGAUUAUACAGGUGUCCUCUGCUGGCUCCUCAGGCUGUUUUCAGGGAGAAGUGGUUUGGAGUGACCCCCCUCCACCAGCUGGUAGUUUUCACUCAGUCUCUGCCAUUAUCUGAGCAAGCCAAGGGCCCCUAGUGCCCUGCCCUGUAGCCUUAUGCUUUGUAGCUUUUUAUUUUCAAAAGUCUACAUACUCAGAGAAUAUUUAUAUCAUCCGUUGACUUUGCUCCCAUUUAUAUGGAAGCCCAUUGAAGCAAAAGAGUGGAAAGAAAAGAUCCUGUGAGUCACUGUGAGAAACUUUCUUGAAAUAAUAGUAUCUGAUUUAGUAUCUCCAAAUAACAGUAUCUCAAAAUAAUGACUUAGUACCUCAAAAUAAUGACUUAGUAUCUCAAAAUAAUGACAUAGUUUGUCAAAAAAAUGACUUAGUAUCUUGAAAUAAUGACCUAGUAUCUCAAAAUAAUGACUUAGUAUUUCGGAAAAAAAUGACUAAGUAUCUCAAAUUAAUGUCUUAGUAUAUUAAAAUCACGACUUAGUAUCUCGAAAUAAUGACUUGGCAUCUCAAAAUAAUGACUUAGUAUCUCGAGAAAAAAAAUGACUAAGUAUCUCAAAUUAAUGACUUGGUAUCUUAAAAUCACGACUUAGUAUCUCGAAAUAAUGACUUAGCAUCUCAAAAUAAUGACUUAGCAUCUCAAAAUAAUGACUUAGCAUCUCAAAAUAAUGACUUAGUAUCUUGAAAUAAUGACUCAUUAUCUCAGAAUAAUGACUAAGUGUCUCGAAAUAAUGACUUAGUAUCUUAAAAUCACGACUUAGUAUCUUGAAAUAAUGACUCAUUAUCUCAGAAUAAUGACUAAGUGUCUCGAAAUAAUGACUUAGAAUAAAAAAUGACUUAGUAAUACAAAUUAAUGACUUAAUAUCUCAAAAUUAUGACUUAGUAUCUUGAAAUAAUGACUUAAUGUUUCGGAAUAAUGACUAAAUAUGUUGACAAUGACUUGGCAUCUCAAAAUAAUGACUUAGUAUCUCGGAAAAAUGACUAAGUAUCUCAAAAUAAUUACUUAGUAUUAAAAAAACUUAGUAAUUCAAAUGAAUGACUUAGUUUCUUAAAAUCACGACUUAGUAUCUUGAAAUAAUGACUUAGUAUCUCGACAUAAUGACAUGUCUCGAAAUUUUGACUUAUUUUCUCGAAAUAAUGACCUAGUAUCUCAAAUGAUCACUUAGUAUCUUGAAAUGAAGACUCUGUGACUCAAAACAAAGACUUAGAAUCUCAAAAUAAUGACGUUGCAUCUCAGAACAAGCAUCUUGAAUCAAUAACUUGGUAUUUCGAAAUGAUGACUAAAUAUCUGGGUAUAACGACUUAGCAUCUCGAUAUAAUGAUUUAGCAUCUCAAAGGAUUUGUAUCUUAGUAAUAAAGAUUAACUUUCUUAAAAUUUUGGACCUUCCAUUCAUGAUGGUAGACCCAAUAUUUUGAGAUACUAAGUCUCUAUUUUGAGGGAGUAUAUCAUAACGACUAACAGGAUCUUCUUUUCAUCACAUUGGCGGAAAUAUGCUUCCAUACCUUUAUGUUUUGUGUUUUGACUACAACACUGAACAGCACAUGAACAAGUGAAUAUUUUUGAGUGCAUGCUGAAAAUGACUGAUGUAUGAAUAAAAUCUGAAAAUUUUCCAGUUGGAAAAUAAGUGUAUGAACAAAACUAGUAGAAGCUCCAGUAGUGGUAGAAAGUGUCUUCUGACUAACUAAAACCAAGUACGCUUUACUUUUUAGUGACCUUGUAGUCAUGGUGUAAUGGGAAUAACAGUCCAGAGCCAAAGUGCUGAGCAGCCUAUAGCUGUUUAGAGUCUCACUGAGACAGGAGGAAGUGCAGAUAUACAGUAGCCAGUGUACAUGUAAGAAAAGUGGUUAAAAGCCACUGUGUGUAAUGUUUGCAGUGUCUUUAAAAUCUUGCUAAUGGCUUAGGUUGUUAUUUGAAGAAAAUGGGGACAAUCUAGUGGACGUUGGUGCAGUUUAUGUGUCGCUUUCGCCAAAGUUGGACAUUUUUGAAUCCUGCACAUGGUGGCUUUAAAGAUUGUGUCGCACUAUGCAUAUGAGACGUGUAGAGAGAAUGUUCAGUGGCGACUGCACUAAAUAGAUUGUUACAGUCUUCAAGUGAGACUUUUAAUCUUUCAGUUAGUUUGUGCAUGAACCAGUGGAUUGAUACAUAGACUGCAAACCUUGUAGAAAUAUGAUUCACAAAGGUGUCUGUUUUUGGUGAACCCAAAAUGCAGGAUAUAGAAUUGUGUCAUACCUUUGUCAAUGUCAAGAGAUGUUGCUAGUUGCAUGACUGGAGAGGAGAGUUUUAUGAAUCAGUAAUGUGACAGAAAUGUCGUAAAUUGUGCAGUCUUGAAAUGAAAUAAUAUAAUUUUGUUGUGUUAUAUUGAUUCUAUCAGGGCAGUGAGACAGCUUUACCGAUAGAGUCCAGGAAGAGGCAUGAUUAUGUUGGUUAGCAGUGACAAAGAAUCGUCAAGCUCUGUAAUUUUGCAGUGGAAUUAGGGCUGCAUGAUAUGAGGAAAAUAUGCAAUAUGCAAUAACGUUGUUAAAUAUUGCAAUAAUGAUAUUACUUGCCAUUAGCUAACUAGCUAAAACACAACUUUGCUUGUUCAAUUAUAAAGUGAACGGAAAUUCCAGCAUUCUUUUAUUGAACAAAUUGAACAUUGAACUAAACACAAAAGGCACCAAUAAAAAAAGAAUGAUAGUUACAUUUUAAAGUGCAGUUUUCUACUGAUACUCUCUUUCAGCUAACUAAAUAAAAUCCCUGACUGCAAUAUCGCAGUCUUUCAUGAUGCGUUUAUCGCACAGGUCGACACUGCAAUCACGCUAAAAAAAGAAAGAUAUAUUGUGCAGCCCUAAGUGGAAUGUACUUUUACGUUGUAGAUGCAUGGAUUAUUUUGUUCAGUUGGACUGGAUAUGUAGUAUCCGUCACACCAACUCAGUCACACUGAAACAAUGAUUUCUACACAAGUGCCCUCUGACAUUCAAGCUAGCUACCUAACCAAAAUGCUGCUAUAACAACAGGUUGUGUAACACCUGCUCGUGUCGAUUCCUCAAGUAGCCAAACAGUUGCAGAUGCCUUAGAGAAUACUUCCCUUCCAAGUUACAAAAUGGAGCAGGAAACUAUUUUAGCUUCUUCGUAAAGCUGACUCAUUCUUCACUGUAUUUUCAUUAAAGCCAGACUGUGUAUGUUUUACCCAACAGCAGCAACUGCGACUAGAACUGACAAUGAUGGUAUGAUGCUAAUCCCAGUGUUGGCAUUAAGCACCAGCCACAAGCCAAACGCUGUGGCUGCUAGAUUUGCUUCACUCAACAACAGCCAAAAAAAAAAACAUUGGUAAAUUAUUGAGUCACUGGAAGAUUUUGGAAUCUAUCAGCUUCAGUGGCAGGUGGACAAAAUACUAAUUCCCAUCCCUGGCUCAUGCUACUAUUAGCUACAGCUAAUGCUAACCUAAUGGGUUAGCUAAAUUUUGAGCAACUAAAUACUAGAAAUGCUAACCUACAAUUUAGCAUUAAAGGGACAGUUAACCCCAAAAUCAAAAAUACAUAUUUACUAGAUUGUUCUGGUGUGAGUUGCAGAGCAUGCAUCUUCUCAUGGACUGGAGGCUUGUGCUUGUGACAGCAUGAGAUGUAAACAUUAAUGGUGUCCUCCUCGGCUGAGCUGUAACGUUAGCAAGCUCAGUGGUACUACGUGAGCUAGCAGGAGAGUAGUUGAAACAUAUAAAACUACUCAGAUUGUCUUGAGUAAUGGUCAUGAUUUCAUGUUUUUCAAAUGUAUUUUUUUUUGUGCUUUGAGCACCACAAGCCAAGUCCCAUCUAGUUCCAUUAUAUUGGAGAGAAGGCAGACAUCUCUACUGCCGAUAUCUCCAACAGUUGCCAACUCUCACCAAAACAAUCUGGACUGAUAUAUAGCACUACAGCUAAGAGAAAAAAUAUGUAUUUUUGACUUUGGGGUGAACUGUCCCUUUAAAUACUGCUUUGCAUGUACUGUUUACCAUUAAGCUAAAAUGCUAAGUAAUUGUAUCAGUCGUACAAGUGAAGAAGCUCAGUAAUGUGCUUUAUAGACCCAUGUUUACUUUUAAGUUUGCUUAUAUAAGCUAACAACAGCCACCAUAAGUAGGGAUGCACGAUAAUAUCGGGAAGUCAUUGGUAUCGGCUGAUAUUGGCUUUAAAAUGAACUAUCUGAUUCAGCCAACUUUCUUAUUUUGCACAAUGAAUGAAUAUUACAUACAUUGAAAAGCAUUGUGUUUCAUGUCUCCAUCUGCUGGUGGGCCGUCACGAUAAGACAAUGCAUGCAUAAUAUGAUGUUAAAUCCACAACAGAAGAGACUUGAUGAUCACUAAAAUUAGGUGGGGAAAAAGUGGAUAUAUCAAUAUCGGUCAAAUGAAUUGUUACAUAUCGGCAUAUCCAAUAUCGUGCAUCCCUAGCCAUAAGUUAGUGGCCAUACACUACUAAUCAACGCUGCAGCAGCAAAAUCUGUAGUGUACUGAAUUUAGCAAGGGUGUGUUUUAUUGCUUAGGUGUUAAACUUUUAAUUUCUAAGUGGAAGAAUGAGUUAUUUCUUUACAGUCUGUAAAGAGCCGCAGCUGGUUCAUGUUGUAGAGCACAAAUAGAGAGCCCUGCUCCAUCAGAGUGGGUACUUUGGGUGAUUUAAGCAUGUUAGAAAAACGUGAUGUUCAUAUAAAAUAAGAACAUUUUUGACACGUAUGGAGAUAUAAAUCUUUGUCUGUCUGAGACGUAUUUUUAUUAAAUAAUGUGUCGUUCCUUCCCCUCUGAGAAAAUCUGUUUAAAUUCUGCAACUAAAAAUGUAAAAACAGAUUCAGGGCCAAAGUUGCAGGUCUGAUCUCAAGUACUACACAAAAAAAACCAACAUAUUUUUCUAUCAACUUUAUUUGUAUGUGCCUGAAAUGUGAAUUCCAAAGUUUCCACUCGAGUGCGCCGCUGGCCUAAAAAUCUCGAUGUGAAACUUGAAUUGGACUCCAACCACUUGACUGCACAGCACUUUUGAAUUAGCAAUCUGUGGUAUGGAAGCGGGAUGAUUAGUGUUGUCAGUUGCUUAUAACCAGUCGUCCUCAAAAACUAAACAACACAUUUUCUUCCAAUUUUUUUUAUUUGUCCCGUAGUUUGUCAAAGACCUGCUGCAGAAAAUUAAUCUUUGAUAAUGUCAGGAUAUUCCUUUGAAGUUUAAUUUAGUCCUUGAUCGUCUUUCAAUAUAUAACCUUCUUCUCUAUGUCUGAUUCAGUGAGACUGUCCUCCCCAGAAACAAUUUGUAGAAGCAGCUCAUUAUUAGUUUUUCAUAUUUAUGUUUAGUGUAGGUGGUGACCAGUGUGACUGGUGUGACAGUGGCUGCAGUGUUUAUGACAGGAGCAAAGGAGGAGGUCAAGUGAUGUGGUAUAAAGUCUGUGUAGGGACGAGUUCGGGUUGGAUGAAUGGCUCAAACAAACACAGGACUUUGACCCAGCAGAUUGCUGUUUGUGUCCCAUAUGAAACCAAAAGUCAAUGUUGAAUUGUUUUAACUUUCACACAUAAAUUAACUGACGUCAUACUUUAAAUUAACUUACUAUUAUUUUAUAUAUUAUUUUAAGCCAAACCAUGAGUCAUUGGCAAACGACCUAUUCUGUCGUUAGAAAUGAGGACAUGUUGACGUCCUGCCACAGGUAUGGGCGCUAAUUCAGGAAACACUCCUGUGGAUCGUAUUAGAGGGUGGGAGCAAUGUGGUCGUAGGGGUUUGGUAGUGUCUUUUUUUCUGUAGCAAUGCUGCCACAUGUUUACUGACUCGGUCCCUGCAAGAAUAAACUCUCUAUAGGCUUAAUGUAGCUUAUAAAAUAAAGAGUACAGGCCUUAAAUUCUGUGGCUUGUAAAAUGCUUUAAGGAGAAUUUGGAGGUUGUUGCGAGAACUCCCUUUGUUUGUGUUCGAUGAUGCAUGACAAAUUAGUGUUUGUAGGUUGUGGUCGUUGCAUGGUUUUGAGAUACUGUGUUAGCGAGUGUGUCGAAAAAGUGAUUACAACUUCCACAGCUCAGUCUUGCCUUGUCUAACUACUCGCUAACAAAGGCUUAUGUUGUGUUCACCAAACACAAUGUGAAUUUUCGCGUUGCUUUACUCGCGUGAGGUUCGACAUUAGAAUAUUUUGUGAUGACUCGCUUCAUAUGCACAAAUAAGUGGAUCUCAGUGCUGAUUGGCUAUCGCGGCAUGAAUCGAUCAAUCGAUUGUCCAGAUUUUUCAACUCUCGCGAAUACGCAUUUGACUUUGGCUCUUCAAGCAUUAAUAGCAGCUGCCACAGAGCUAUGAGUGUCUGCAGAGGAACAGAAAUAUUUUUUAGCAGUGUUUGAAUAUUAGACUCAGUGUUUAUUGUGGCUACUGUUGAUCUGAAUGGUGUAAUAUCAAGUUGUCUGCUGCAUGCUGAUUCUGUUUGGGUAGGAGCUCACAUUAGUUGAAUCCUGAAUCUUACCAGCUGAGCUCGAGGAUAUGCAAAGUCAGCUGUUUUUUGUGUUCGUUUACACAGUGAUAAUCGUUUUUAUUGAUUUUACACUUGUGGAGUUAGUUAGUCUUUUUUAUUUUAUCACUAUCUAAUUAGUAGCUCUCAGUGUAGAGGGCGUAGUGUUUUUGUGUUUCCAAAUUAGGUGUGUGCUAUGCAGGUGAAAAAAAGAUGCGAGAACAUGCAACAUGCUGAUCACCCUGCAAAUGUGAUAUUAAUGGACUAGUGAGUCUUGUCUCAGUCAUGAUGAUGCUGUGUGCACGUGGUUAAUGCUCACUGUCGCUGUUGACCAUUGAGGUGAAUGUGAACACAAUCCAGCUUGACCAUUAUUUAAACAUUUAAGUCAAGCAGCAUCAUGAGAUUAUCAGACACAUGCUUCUAUUGCUACCUAUUGGUGACCACAUGCAACCGAGGCUGCAACUGACAAUUAUUUUUUUGUAUCAUCGAUUAUCAUCGUUUUUAAAUUUUCUUUCGUAUCAAAGUAAUCCAGUGGUAGUUGUCUGUAUAGCAUGUUUUGCCUUUUUGAUAGGACAGUCGUAGAUUGACAGGAAAGGUGGGAGAAAAGGGGGAUGGUGUGCAGCAAAGGGGACGUGGGUCACCGCGAAGGAUGCACACUGUACCGGGUGAGCUAGAGGUCGUCCCACUUGGUCAUACUUUUAAUGGUGAAAAUUUACCAAUAUAUCAACAAAUACAGGCAAAACUGUGGCUCAGGUUUUAGCCCACAGUUAACGUGUAAAAAUUAUACUUCCUGUUUACAUAGUACGCGCAGUUCUCUCAAUCUUGUCUGCAUUUUUUCGAUGGAGUACAUAAACGAGCAAUCACUUGUUUAGAUUGUCGACGAUAACUUUUUUGUUGAUUGAUCAAUCAAAUAAUCGUCUAAUUGCUGCAGCACUAAUGCAAACUUACUUACCUGCUCACAGAAUAUCAGCAACUGUAUCCAGAAAUGUUAGUUUAAGCUAGUAUGUUGUGCUAAAAAAAAAAAGCAUAGCUUCAAAUAAGCCUGCUCAAACUCUGUUGUUGAUGUUGAACCUUAUUGAUCUCACACUCCAGCUGAUUGAUAGUCGACUACAGUGAGGAGGCCCCGACUGGAAUAUUUUUGUUUUCAGCACUGACUGCUUUGCCAUUGUGAAAGUAUUGAGUCUUGAUUCGUUACGUUCAACAAAUCAUUGGUUUGUUCAAAUUCUCUGUAUAAAGAUUGGCUACAUGUUAUCAAAUGUGAUAUAACUGCCAUAUGUUUUUGUACCGUAACACACUAAGGCCAUAUGGUCAAAUUUAAAUAAUUGAUUUAUUCAAGAUGUAAUAACAAUAACUUAUCUUCCCAGUCCAUUGGGAGCAAACUUUAAACACAAAAAAGAUGAGCCACGAGGGCCUGUGUUGGCAGGGGGCAGGGGAGGGCUUCAUCCCAGCGCUUCGUGAAAAAAGGGCUGGCAGCACUUUUUUUAAUGACGUGCUUUGCGAGGGUUUUGUUUUUAUAACAACAUUUAAUUUACACAUUGAAACAGUAGCCUGGUAGCUAACAUAACGCUACAUUAACAAAGGACGUACCACACUAUCAACAAAAACUUUACAAAGCAACAACAUGUCGCGUCUGCCAGCUGAUCUGCUCCCGAGCUUUUCUGUCUUUGUUGUGACAGUAGAAAGAAGCCCUGCUAAAGGGAAAGUUCAGAGAUUUUCAACUUAAAGCGCUUGGAGCGGCCGCACAAAAAAGGUGGAGCGAUGGCGGCUGCAUGUGGCCACAUAUGUUCGCUCCUUAGUGAGAGCAAUUGAAAAACGACACUGGCGCUGAAUGAACAAAAGCUUUGUGGGCACAGGCCCCUAAAUGGCAGACAGGUACUCUACAACAACAGCUUGAGUUUACACACCUGCAAAAAGCCACCAGAUCCUGUUUGUUCAUGAUGCGUGUGAAUAUGUCCUGCCAUAUUUGGCGUGUUGUCUGAGGUGGCGUGUAAUAUCUGCCCUCAUGCUUCCAUGCCUGAUGUUGGCAUAGAUAGAACCAGUAGAUGGCACUAAAGGGCGCAGUCAGAAGUUUUAGCCGCAACAAACACAGUAACAGUGGAGGAGGUCGUAGUAAAGUACCUUUAAACAGAGGCAGCGUUGUAGACGGCGGUGGUCUGUGCAGCCAUCAUAUACGCCCCAACAUGUGGACAGAGAAUUCUUUUCACUAAUUUCACUAUAUGUUAUUAUAUAUUACAGAUUUGUUCUGUUCUGCCGUUAUCUAAAUUUCAUUUCCCAUGGUCGUAUCUCACUUGAGCCACGCUUCUCUGUUUCGUCCGUAUCCAUAAGCUCUCAGAAAACGUGCACAAAAUACGGAUGAAAAGAAAACAGGACAGGACCAUCUUCGUCUCUGUAUCUAACGUUGAGCAUAAGGUGAGCCCGUAGGCUGCAGUACUGAUGAUAAGUGCACAGUGUUGUUGGCACACAGAGGGGAAAGGCUGGAGAACAGAAUCAGAGCUCUGUCACACUCGUUGGGUGAUUCUGAACCAGUUGUUACUUCAUAUUGUGGAGCUGAAGAUGGGUUGAAGCUGCCUUGCUUUUACAUGCACUGGCUUCAAGUCCAACACGGGACAGACAGAUGGACAGAGGCCUCUGUCCUCUAAGGCUGUCAUGUGUAAGUCUCCUGCUCUGCUGGCUUCAUGCUUGGCUCCAGUCCUUGAUUCUUGUCCUCAUGUCUGUCUGUGUGGCUCCGACUCCAACAGGCGUCUUCCUCUCCCAGCUUUUAUAGCUGUAUUAUUUUGUAUCAAGAGUUCUACCUGUCUUCCAAUCAGUUUGAAUUUGAUACUGGCUUCAUCAGGCUUCUUCUUUUUAUUGUUGGCACUGCAUGACAUGAAAUAUGAGUGUUUAAGUCUUAACAUUUCAAACACUGACUUCUCGCUGCCGUUUGGGUCUGACAGUGAGCUAAAGUGCAGCUUUAAGUCAGUUUAUCUUCCAUUUUCUGUCAUUUCUCUGUCGUCUUUUUGUCUUCGCUGCUCAGCGCGGCUCCUUCUUUGUGCACUGACAGAGAUUCAGGGCUUUAAUUUCAUAGCAUCUGACCUCUAGGCCUGACUUUGAUAAGCUCUCAGCACAUUUGUGCAUUAAUGUGUGUGUCGAGAUAACUUGGACAGUGUUUGUGUGUGUGUGUGUGUGUGUGUGUGUGUGUGUGUGUGUGUGUGUGCAGUUAGAGAAUGAAGUAGCGGUAAAAAGUUACCACAGUUUUGGGAGCCAGUGUUUCUCAGUUGUAAGAGCUGUCUGCUGUGUGUGUGAUUCGUCUGAAACAUUGUGUGUCAGACUAUUUUCUUCCAUCUGUGUGCGUGUGUGUGUGUGUGUGUGUGUGUGUGUGUGUGGUAGGGCUGCACGGUAUGAGGAAAAUAUGCAAUAACAUUGUUGAAUAUUGCAAUACUAUUUCCAGUAGAUACUAAAGUGUACUCAGUUCGAAACAAAUAGCUUUUUGAAUUAAAACAAAAAGAAAGGAAAUUAAUUCCAGCUUUCUUCCGUUAAAUAAACUGAACAUUAAACUGACACAAAAGGCACCAAUUUGUAAAAAAUGAACGAUAGUUACAUUUUGAAGUGCAGUUUUCUACUGAUACUCUCUUUCAACUAACUAAACAAGUCCCUGAGUGCAAUACGGCAGUGUUUCAUGAGGCGUUUACACACAAGUUGACAUCGCGAUGACGAUCAGAAAAUGAUAUUGGGUGCAGCCAGAGUGUGUAGUAGUGUGCUGUUUGCUUGCAAUCUCAAUUUUAAAUCAUAAGUACAGUCUGAGUAGGAGUGAGUAAGUGCAUAUGCAAGUGUGCAGCCAGCCAUUUAUACUGUGAUGUCUUUAGUGUCCAUUCCUAUUAACAAAGCACACGUUACAUAAGGCUCAUCUUUACAGCACAGACAAUAGAAGAUGAAGUACAGUGGUGUUCAGAAAAGAUCAAAAUGCUUCGUUCUGCUCAUCAAAGCAGACACAAAACUUUCCCUCAGUCAGCUCAAAGUUUACGUCCUGUCAACACGUGUACAGAUGUUUUUAUAAAUGGAUAGUGUCCUCUGUUUUUUUGGCGUUUCGUCCACAAGCAGAUGGAGUUUUAGAUGGAGUUGCUAAAGGUGCUUUCAGACCUAGAGUUGUCUUGCUUUGGUCUGAAUCAGGGACUAAUUUAGUUACAAAGCUGUAUAAUUGCCUAGAGUUGAUUCAUGUUUACAAGCAGACCAGAUCAAAUGCCUUGUGUGAGAAAGCUGCUCUUGAUUGGUCAGAAUUUCCAUGCGGGAAAAAUCCAGGAAGUAAAGCAAACGUUGAAGAAGAGUACACUUGCAAGAUAAAUGUGACACUUUCUAAUGUCACAAUGGAGGGACAACUACGCAGGUUGAUUUUAGCGCUGCUCAUCGUGGACUAUAUUGCUGUCAUUGUUCAUUUUAGUCAAACCAUACAGUUUGAAAACGAGGCGCGGCUCCAACUAGAAAACAAUGUUUUGAUGCAUUGGAUGUGCUGAAUGUGCAUAUUAAGGCAGUACAGGAGGAGGUGCACAUUAAUAAUCCUCCAGGACUGUAACAUGCUCAUGUUUAACCCAAACAAUGUGUCAUGUGACUGCAGUUGGUUCAGAUCCAGGUCAGAACACCUUCUCACCACAAACAAACCGCACCAGAGUUCGUUUGUAACCGGACUGAGACUUUCUUGAAGAGAUGGUCUCUGUUUUGGUGCAGUUGCUGUGUUCACACCUGCCCAAACGAACCGCACUCAGGGGGCAAACGAACUUGAGUUUGAUUGAACCAAACAGGGCAGGCGCAAAAGUAACUACGCAAGCAACUUUUGCAUGUCCAGAGCAUUCCCCAAAUCUUUGAGUGAGCUCUUUAUAUCAAAGGAGAAUCAAGAAUGAUGAGAUCUCCAGUCAGCAUUUUGAAAAAGAUAGCUUGCACACUCUACCACCUUUGAGACUGUGGAAGACAGCUAACGUCUGUGAGCGUUUGGAGUCGUUUCUGUGUUCUAGUGUGGGCGCAGAUAUUUUGUAAAACGAAGGUUGUGUGAACAGAAUUAAACGGGGAAAAUGUCCAUCUGUAGAAAUAUCUGUACACGUGUAGACGAGGCCUUCAUCACAAAAACUACACCUUCAACUGAAGGCGAAAAAGAACAAUCACACUGCAGCAGUGAUUACACCUUCACAUGUACUUUAAUUUUUGAGCCGUCCUUGCAGUUAAUGUCAUACAUAUUGACAGGAAGUGUUUACUGGUGGUAGAAAAGAACUGUGAUUUUGUGCGAAUAACAACUUUUUUUUUUUUUUUUUUUUUUUGGUUAAUUAAUUCUGAUUUAAAGCUGCAUUAAUUCAUUGAUUUGCCAGCCAGAAAACAACUGUCCAAAAUAGACUAACAAACUCUGUCGAGCUGUGAACUUCAGAUUCAGGUGAUAACUUUACACAUUGUUUUCUUUAAUCCAUAAACAUAUUAAUUAGUGCAGCUUUAAAUACUUGUGUUACAUUCAGUGUUGGAAUGUAACUAAGUACAUUUACUCAAGUACACUACUGAAGUACAGUUUUGACGUAUUUGUACUCAAGUAUUUCCAUUUUAUGCUUUAUUAUACUCUUUUUUUUUUUUUUACUUAAGUUACUUUGCAGAUUCAGAUUAUCAACACAAAAUAUACAUCAACUAAUAAAUUGUGAUGUGAAGGUGUUGGGGAAUAAAAAUCAGCUUCACAGAAGGUAUAUAAAGUAAUUAAAAAUAGCCCCAGCUUAAUCAGCUACAAGAUUAAAGUGACAAACAUUAUUAUAACACAAUUACAUGUAUUAUUCUGAAAUGAGCCGUACUUUGACUUUUGUUACUUCAAGUAUAUUUUGAUGCUAAUACUUUUGUACUCUUAUUUAAGUAAAAGUUUGAAUGCACUGUGCAGUUUCUACUACUUUACUCGGAGAUGUACUAUGCAGGAUUUUAAAAACUCCCUCUCUUCAGACCCUCUCUCAGUGUGUGGUGGUGUGGCCCUCUGCCUGAACUUCCUUAUUUCCUGUGUUCAGGUUGUUUAUGGUUGCAUAUCCCCACAUUGCCCAGGUGAGGGCGGGGCUUUAUAUAAAGGUAGUGAACAGGUGCCACACUGUAUGCAGCAGCCAUCCAAGUGACACAGUGCCAGACAAACGAAAGAACAGCGAGGCAAAACGGGCGUGUUUAAAAACAGUAACUGACAAUCCUGCAUAGUAUACCUUCAAGUAAAAGGUCUGCUUCCACCACUGGGUAUGUUUGAAUAUUUUGGCACUCAUGUAAAAUGGGUCCUAUGAGCUCCGCAAAAAUAGGAGACAAUGCGCUCAACUCACAGAAACAAAAAACUGGGUGCUGAAUUCCAAAUAAAGUUUAAAAUUGGCCCUUCUUCAGUGUGCUCUGGCAAACAAUAUGAAUUUGUUUUGUUUGCCAGACUGAAGAAGGGCCAGACCCGAAACGUCUGUGUGGCAAAGUAAAAUUUGAUAAACUUGGAGUGCUGUUCCUCUCAUCUUUUUGAAUCCUAUGAGCUCCGACCUGAAGAAAUAAGAACAGUGAAUGAAACAACAAUUAUGGAGCUGCACAAACUCUGAGAGCGGAAAAAUACCAAAUGCUGACGAAACUGUCAGACAAACUAAACCAAAAUGAUUUGAUCAGAACGGGGAACUUGCACAGGCAUUAUAUCAUCAUUUUGAGUCCUCAAAACUCUUAUGUCUUUUUUUUUAUUAUUAUUAUCAAAAGACAAUCUUUAUGAUCAUCAUCGCCAUUUUUGGUUGUGGUCUUGCUUUUGGUUUUAUUUGAACCAGUUUGGUCGAGAGGCAGUUUGUUGAAUGUUGUGUAAAAGUUGGAUUCUGACGGAAAAAUAGAAUCUGCACCCGAGACCAUGCUCCGAGUUUUGGUGAGAAUUAAAUAUACGUUCAUGGGAUUGUUUUCUAGUGUACAGACUCUAUUUUUCCAUUUUUCACAUAUUUUUCUGUCCAGCAUCUUGUAUUUAUCGUCUGUUUGAAUAAAAGUUGGAUUCUGACUCUCGAUGAUGUUCCAGAGGACAGUGGGAUGUUUUCAGAAGUGGGAUGAUUGACUUGGUUGAAUAAAUUAAAACAAUUGAAACAUUAAAGUACAAAGACUUUAUAUUCAUUUUAAUCCCCAGAUAAUCCAUCCUCAGUGAGCAGUCACUGCUUCGUGAAAUGUCCCACAGGUCAAACUGGACUAAAACACAAAUUACUUUCAGUUUCAAAACUUCUGCUUAAAGGAAGCACAAUGUGAGGAGGUCUGUAUGCAAGACACAUGUAUGAAACCGUGUGAGUUCGUCCAUGCUUUACAGCCUUCCAGUUGAGAGUGGAUCAUGGCGCUCAUACUGUUGUCUUUGAGUAUCUCACAAUAAAAACGAUGCUUGACAUGAA
This is a messenger RNA of Epinephelus moara (kelp grouper), 16320 nucleotides long. It is a transcript of the gene uhmk1, whose product is annotated as U2AF homology motif (UHM) kinase 1. NCBI's taxonomy places the organism in Eukaryota, Metazoa, Chordata, Actinopteri, Perciformes, Serranidae. Gene Ontology annotation, biological process: peptidyl-serine phosphorylation; regulation of protein export from nucleus; positive regulation of translational initiation. The record is from RefSeq and is a predicted model, not a curated record. Gene Ontology annotation, molecular function: RNA binding; protein serine/threonine kinase activity; ribonucleoprotein complex binding. The coding region runs from base 457 to 1782 and encodes 441 amino acids. Gene Ontology annotation, cellular component: neuronal ribonucleoprotein granule; nucleus. The transcript is spliced from 9 exons.